GGCGGCUGGCGGCGGCGGCGGCGUGCGCGUCGCUCGCUGGGCUCGGUCCCGGGUCCCGCCCCGCCGAGCCCCGCCCCUCCGCCCGCGAGGGCCCCGGCGGCGCGACCGCGGAACCUCAGUCCCCGGGCCAGGCUGGGGCGGCCGGCCCGGACCCGCCAGAUGAGGUCUCCUGUCUCUAGGGAUGGUGAAGUUGGACAGAGGCUCCCUUAACCCUCCUCCGGGAUGAACCACCUGCCAGGAAACAUGGAGAACACUCUCUCUGGGAGCCAGAGCUCCCAUGCCUCUCUGCGUGAUGUCCACUCUAUCAACCCCACGCAACUCAUGGCCAGGAUCGAGUCCUAUGAAGGAAGGGAAAAGAAAGGCAUAUCUGACGUCAGGAGGACUUUCUGUUUGUUUGUCACCUUUGACCUCUUAUUUGUAACAUUACUGUGGAUAAUAGAGUUAAAUGUGAAUGGAGGCAUUGAGAACACGUUGGAGAAGGAGGUGGUGCAGUAUGACUACUACUCUUCUUAUUUUGAUAUAUUUCUUUUGGCAGUUUUCCGAUUUAAAGUGUUAAUACUUGCAUAUGCUGUGUGCAGACUGCGCCACUGGUGGGCAAUUGCGUUGACGACAGCAGUGACCAGUGCCUUUUUAUUAGCAAAAGUGAUCCUCUCGAAGCUUUUCUCUCAAGGGGCGUUCGGCUACGUGCUGCCCAUUAUUUCAUUCAUCCUUGCCUGGAUCGAGACGUGGUUCCUGGAUUUCAAAGUCUUACCUCAAGAAGCAGAAGAAGAAAGCAGAUCUGAAGAAGAAGCUGAAGAAAAACAAGGCAGUGAAAAGCCACUUUUAGAACUAUGAGUACUGCUUUUGUUAAAGUAAGUGUUUGAAAAUGAACAACAAAGUAGUUAAACAUGGAGCAUUUCCUUGGAGUAGAUUUAAAGUAGAAUUCAAAAAGCAUGAGUAUAAAUAUACAGUCAGUUUUGUCUUCUAUGACUUUAACAGGACCAUUGAAUUUCAUUACAGUAAAAUUUCAUAACAUUUUCUGUACAAGUGUAAAUUUGUAAAAUUUGAAAAAUACCUCAGAGUCCCAGAUUUCUAAAGAAUGAGAAAAUUUAUGUUUGUUUACUUGACCAGAAUGUCUCUAUGGUAGAAACUGUUUUAAUUACAAGUAGUAAUCUGUUUAUUUUAUGAGGGUAGCAAUCCUGUGAGAUGUCGUUCGCACCGGAGGCAGUAGAUAGAUGAAUGACAUGUCCAAGGUCUCCCAGCAGGAGUGCAGAGCUGGGCUCAGACCCACCUAGGCUGCUACUGCUCUAGCCCUGCCUGCACUGAGAUGCCUCUCAGGUUUUGGAGCUUCUGAGAUGGAUGCUGCUAUACAUUCAAGACUGUAAUGCUUCAAGGGCUUCAUGGUAGAACAUAUAUGUUAAGCCCUCGAAGAUUUUCCCAUCAAAGAAAGUCAUCACAACCUCAUAAGUACAAGGCAAAUAAAGUAAACUGUAUCAGCAGCAACUCUGCCUAAUUAUUCAGCCACAGAAAAUAAAGUAGGUGAUGAAUUGCGUCAUCGUUGGGAAGUCGGGACAGAGUGGCAGAGGCAGCCAGGGUCAUGGCAGAUGGUGGCAGCAAUGCACGUCAGCCCUUCUCUCUACAACGGAAGUGUAGACAAGAGUGGGCAUGUGGCUAACUGGUCCUCUUCCAGAUGCUUUAAGAUGAGUCCAUGUGUGCCACAGCCACAGUCCUUUAUGCGUCUGUGUCACAGCCCAUCUUCAGGACAAGACUGUGUUAGGAGGAGCAGACUGAAUGUAGCAUUUUGCCUCUUAAUGCUACAUCUCAACUUGUUUGUCUUCACUCUUUUUGUAAGUGUGAAGAACCCUCCCUGAAAGUCAUCCGAGGGAAAAGAGACUGGAGGUGGGUCUCCCUAUUGAGAGUGGAAAAGGUGACAUCCACCGCUGACUUUACUGAACAGCUAAUAAGGAGUUUAUUUAUUUGUGAUACCUCACGGACAUUGUACCAUACCCACCCACGUUAGUUGCCUGCCUGUGGCCAGUGAGGUCAUGUAACGGUCCAUUCUCUCUUCAGUGAGACUGAAUCUGAGCUGUUAAUGAAUAAUUGAAGAGAAGUCUUGCGCUAUAUUCCUAAUCAAAAGACGUCUUAAUAUAUUGAAAUAACACUUUUGUAGUAGGUGAAACGCCUUUUUAUUUCAAGUCACAGAAUGGAAUUUUUUUUGUCUCAUGUCUCAGAUUUCUUUUGUAUUUCUUUUUUAACACCCUGCAUUUCCCUUGUGUUUUUUAAUUCAUGCACAUAUGCUCUUUGUACAAUUUUAAAAAGUAAUAAAAUCCAACCUAUCAAAAUGA
Messenger RNA from Oryctolagus cuniculus (rabbit), 2324 nucleotides. RefSeq names its product STARD3 N-terminal like (gene STARD3NL). Gene Ontology annotation, molecular function: cholesterol binding. Lineage: Eukaryota; Metazoa; Chordata; Mammalia; Lagomorpha; Leporidae. Gene Ontology annotation, cellular component: endoplasmic reticulum-endosome membrane contact site; lysosomal membrane; endoplasmic reticulum membrane. Gene Ontology annotation, biological process: cholesterol transport. The record is from RefSeq and is a predicted model, not a curated record.